Messenger RNA from Fomitopsis serialis, 2862 nucleotides. RefSeq lists its product as uncharacterized. The transcript has 7 exons. Gene Ontology annotation, molecular function: translation initiation factor activity; mRNA binding. The coding region runs from base 1 to 2862 and encodes 953 amino acids. Gene Ontology annotation, cellular component: eukaryotic translation initiation factor 3 complex, eIF3m; multi-eIF complex; eukaryotic translation initiation factor 3 complex, eIF3e. Gene Ontology annotation, biological process: translation reinitiation; formation of cytoplasmic translation initiation complex. Lineage: Eukaryota; Fungi; Basidiomycota; Agaricomycetes; Polyporales; Fomitopsidaceae. The record is from RefSeq and is a predicted model, not a curated record.
AUGGCGCCGUUUUCCAAGCCAGAGGCGAUCCUCAAGCAGGCCGAAGGCCUUGUAUCAGUCGGGCAGAUGCACGCAGCUCUGCAAUCAUUGACGGAGAUGUUUUCUUCAAAGCGGUUCCGCUCAGCACCUCUCGUAUCGCUCGAGCCCAUCAUGAUUCGUUUCAUCGAACUCUGUGUCGACAUGCGCAAAGGGCGCACAGCCAAGGAGGGGCUGAUGCAAUACAAGAACAUCGCGCAGAAUAGCAGCGUUGCCUCCAUCGAGGUCGUCAUCAACCGCUUUAUCCAGCUAGCGGACGCAAAAGUGCAGGAGGCGCAGGAGAAGGCGGAGAAGGCAGUUGCGCUCACGGAUGUGGAUGAUCUCGAGGCGAGCGAGACACCGGAAAGUAUCCUCCUCGGCGCUGUGAGCGGGGACCAAAACAAGGACAGGACCGAUAGGGCUCUCGUCACGCCAUGGCUGAAAUUCCUAUGGGAGAGCUACCGCACGGCUCUGGAGACUCUGAAGAACAAUGCUCGGUUAGAGAGCAUCUACCAGCAAAUCGCCCAACAGGCAUUCCGUUUCUGCUUGAAGCACGAGCGGAAAGUUGAGUUCCGACGGUUAUGCGAGACUCUCCGUCUCCAUCUUGCAAACGUAGCCAAGUACGCUCAUCAGACCCACUCCAUCAACCUCUCCGACCCCGACACCCUCCAGCAUCACCUCGACACACGCUUCGCGCAGCUCAAUACCUCAGUCGAGCUCGAGCUCUGGCAGGAGGCGUUCCGGUCUGUCGAGGAUGUACACAACCUCCUCACCAUGGCCAAGAAGGCACCUCGUCCCGCAAUGAUGGCGAACUACUACGAGAAGCUCACACGGAUCUUCCUCAUGAGUGGCAAUGCUCUCUACCACGCCGCCGCCUGGAGCCGGUAUUACGCCAUUGUCACCGCGAUAGGUGGCAAGUCGGAGGAGGAACUGAGUCGGCUGGCGGGACAGGUGCUUGUCAGUGCUCUGGCUGUGCCAGUCGGUUUGCAGGGUGAGGAGAGCGCGGCAGAAGAGGGCAAGGGCAAGAAUGCGCGAUUGACCGCACUGCUUGGUCUGACCAAGACUCCCACCCGCACUAGCCUCUUGAAGGACGCACUCGCGCGCAACGUAUUGAAGCUGUCGCCGAAGUCAGUCAAGGAGCUGUACAACGUUCUCGAGGUCACGUUCGACCCGCUUACCCUCUGCUCCUCAGUCGAGCCCCUGCUCAAGGCCUUUCCAAGCGACAGCACCUAUGCGUCCUACCUUCCCCUACUCCAGCGCGCCCUGCUUUCGCGCCUGCUCUCGCAGCUGUCUCAGGUGUACUCUACCAUCAAGAUCAGCACCCUGUACGAACUCGCUGCACCCAUUCGGGAUCUCGACCGAGAGGGCACGAAGGUCUACGACGAGGAGCAGAUCGAGGCCUACGUCAUGGGCUGUGCCCGCCGGGGAGAGCUGAACGUCCGCGUUGACCACGCCGACGGUACUAUCACCUUCGUCGACAGCCUCUUCGCCGCCGUCGAAGACCCGAGUUCGUCCACAUCCACGGGCACCGGUGGCUCCGUGCAGCCCUCGACAUCAGAGUUCGUGCGCACGCGCCUCAGCAGCCUCGCCUCGUGCCUGCACAACUCCCUCGCCACUAUCCACCCGUUCGCGCCGCUCUCUGAGGAAGAGCAGCAGGCGAAGUUCACCACCCUCGUCGCUGCGGCUCAGGCGGAGCGCAAGGCGCUCCAGCUCCGUCGCGCGAUCGUUGCUCGUCGCCGUGAGCUCUUGUCGGAGCUGUCGGUGCGGAAGGAGAAGGAGGAAGCCAGCCGCCGCGCGGAGCUCUCCCGUAUUGAGAAGGAGAAGGAGUCCCGCAAGGCGAUGGAGGAUUUGCGCAAGAAGGAGCUCGCACAAAGCCUCAAGGAGAAGGGUACGCUCAAGGUCGACAUCGAAGACAUGGACAACAUCAGCACGGACAAUCUGAUGCGACUCCAGGUCGAACAGCUAGCGAAGGAGAAGAAGGACGUCGCCGAGCGUAUGCGCAUUGUCGCCAAGCGCCUCGACCACAUCGAGCGUGCGUACCGCAAGGAGGAGCGUCCUCUUCUUGCCAAGGACUACGAGAUCCAGCAGGAGAAUGAUAAGGAAGCCUUCGAGGCCGCUCAGAAGGCUCGUCUCGAGGCGCACCGGCUGGCGUAUCAGCGCGACAUGGAGACGAAGAAGCGGGUCGCGAGUAUGAUGCCCGAUUACCUCGCCAAGAAGGAGGAGAUUAUGAGCAAGCAGAAGGAGGAGUUCCAGAAGAGACAGGAGCUCGCGCAGAAGAAGAUCGGGGAGGAGAAGGCGAAGCGCAGGGCGACCAUCCUCAAGCAGCGCGAAGAGGAGCGCUCGCGCCUCGAAGAGGAGGAGAGAAUCCAACGCGAGAAGGAAGAAGAGGAACGUCGGCUAGAAGAGGAACGCAUCGCAGAGGAGGAGCGUCGCGCAGCAGAAGAGGACGCCGAGCGCGAGCGCGAGGAAGCCAAGAAGCGCGAAGAAGAGGAGGAGCGGGCUGCAGCAAUCAGGAAGCGCGAGGAGGAGCGGACGGCCAUGCUCGAGCAAGUUCGCAGGCAACAGCAGCGCGAAGAGGAGGCGCUUGAGAGAGCCAAGGCUCGUCGCAACGCGCCGCCUGAGCGGACCGCGCCAGCUGCGGCACCUGUUCCAUUGCGUGCAACGCCGAGCGGAGACACCUGGAGGCGGUCUACUGCAGCUGCAGCAACACCGCCGCCUGCCUCUCCUCGGCCCCGCGCUGCCAGUCCUAACGCCAGCUGCUGCGAGGAGGAACCGCCUAAGGAGGAAGAGGGCUUCCAGACUGUCGAGAAGAAGACUGUCUGGCGGCCGCGCAGAGGCAGAUUCUGA